AUGAAAUAAUCUGAAGUGAGCUUCAUAAAAUCAUAACACUUGCAUUAAGCUCAUAUUGAUUCUCUUUAGCCAUAAGCAAAAGUACAAAAAAGUAAUACAUAAGCAUAAUCAAUUUACGAAAAUAACAAAGGUGUUAAUCCUUCUCUCAAAGAGACAAAGUGCUGCUCUACCUUCUUAGAAUCCUAAAAAUCUUUUACAAAUUAAAACUCUUAAAUAGAACAAAAGUCCUCACUGCUUAGUGCUUAAUUUAAAGAAAUAAAUAGCCAGUAGAACUUUGGUUUACUUGAUAAUUACUGCGAAAUGAGCAGAUCUAGAUUAGAUAAUUAUUUAUAUUCAGAAGAAGAUAAAGCAAAUUUUAUUUAUCCUCAAGAAAACAACAACAACAAAAAUUCAAAUCCAAAAUAUAAUUUAAAAACUAACAGAAGUUAGAGUAACAAUUGCUGCACAUUUGGAAAAUAUAAACUAGAUGAAUAUGAUAAUGAUGACGAUGAUGAUGAUAAUUAAGACUUCAAGACAUCUUUACUCAACGCUACAAGAAUAUCAAGAGAAAAUAGAGCAAAGCUUCGUAAUGAUUUGAUUCAAUCCAAUAUACUUCAAAAUAAGUCUUUUAAUAGUGGUUACUGCUAUAAGAAAGAUGAUUAAGAUAAUUAUACAAGUGAAGAAGAUUUAAUUCUUCCUACUAAAGGAAAAUCUAUGCUAAUUUCAAUAAAUAAUUCUAUUUUAAAUCAAUCAAGAAAUCAACAUAACAAUAAUACGAAAGAUGCUGAAUAACAAUAAAUUAUCAUGAAUUUGAUUGAAAAAUGCUGCUAAGAGUAUGAUUAAUAAUAAAAAUCAUAACAUGUUAUAUUCCCAAUUCCAUAACUAGUCCCAAUUGCUGAUCAAACUUUUGAUCAGAAAAAUAGAAGAAGAUCUUCUUCACUAAAUAACUAGGUCUAAGUUUCCUUACCACCCUAAAAUUUUACUAAUAAAGUAAUAUCAGAAAAGAUUUCUGAAAAUAACGAUGAGGAAGAAACUAAAAAAAGCAAUGAUAUUAUGCUUGCCACUACUUAAUCUUUACCUAGUAUAAUUAAUAGCAAAUAAUUCUCCUAAAAUCCUUAAGAGAAUUAGCAAAGCAAUCAAAGUCAAAUAAGUUAAAAUAAUAAAUUAAUUGAGAAAUUAAAUUAAUCUAAAAAUUACAUAAACGAUGAAACUGAGUACUACGAUGAAGACUAUUAUCUCUCUAACUAAAAAGAUUUUAAUUAAAAGCAUGAUAUAAAAUUUCACAAAUCUUUCUUUAAUGCUGACACUCCAAAUAAUAAUUCUAAAAAUAGGUAGCAAUCUUCUAAUUACAGUAUAGGAAGAAGCCGCGAAUUUACAGAGAAUAACUUAGCUUUUACAGAAAUUAAUCACUUUACCACAGAAAUUCCAUCUUGUAUCAGAAUAUCUGAAAAGUUUCCUAAAUAAUAUGAAUAAGAAGAACAAAAAGAAUAUCCACCAUCUAAUAGCUUCUUAAGAUCCAGAGUUAGUCAAGCAAACUUUAAUAACAUCCAUCAUUCUAAUCAGACUGAUUUGAUGAGAUUAAGUACAACAACUUAUGAGCAGUAAACAGUAGGAGGUGCUAUUUCUUUAUAGACAUUUAUGUAAACCAAAUAGAAUGUCUUUUUGUAAGAUUGGAUAUAAAAAAGAAGUUCUAACAUUCUUGUUGGUUGGCAAAAAAGAUGGCUGGUUUUAAAAAACAAAAAACUUUAAUAUUUUAAAACAGAUUCAUCAGCUCAUUACUAAGGCUGUAUUGAUUUUUCUAUCCUAACUUGUACAGUUUAAAAGGUAGAAAAUAAAAAAGGCCAAAUAAUUGAGUUAAGAAUUAAAGUAGAAGAUUCAAAUAAAACCUUUAGAUUCCAAACAUCUAAAAAGAGCCAAAUAAGCCUUGAAAAAUGGGCUGAAGCAAUAUAAAAUUAAAUAAACUAUUGUACUAAAUAUAAAUUAAGGCCUCGUCAUAUUACCUAACAAAGAGAAUUUUGGAAAAAAGACAGAAUAUGCCUGAAUGAAUUCGAAAGUUUAGCAGACACUGGCGACCUAAUUUUGUUUAAAGGAAUGACCUUUGGUGAAAAGGUAGUACGAAAUUUAAUAAAUUGUGAAUAUAAUCAUGUAGGAUUAAUUUUAAGGACAAAUAACGACUCAAAUAAUUUACUCAUUUUAGAAGCUACUGGAGAUGAAGGAGUCGGAAUCUUGUCUUGGAAAACAUUUUUACAUGAAAAUUGGUAGGAAUUAUACCAUAAAAUAUCUCUUAGAAAACUCAUAAUUGAAAGAACAGAUGAGAUGUUAACAAAAAUGGAAUCAUUUAUUAGAGUAUUAAAUUUCCAAUAAAAUUAUUUGCAUCAUAUUUUAUUUAUAAACAUUAAUUAGUACGCGAUAGGAAAGGAGUAUAGAGUUACCCUUUCAAAGCUAUUUAAAAAGAGAUCAAAUUCUAAAAGUGAUUUGUAAUAAGACCCUAACAGAACAUUUUUUUGUUCUGAGUUAAUAGCUACUAUAUAUAAAAUAUGUGGAUUGCUCCCAUUAGACAUCUCCAGCGGACACUACUGGCCAAGUAAAAAUUAUAUUCAUUUAAUUUAAAUUUAGCUAAAAAUAAAAAAUAUAUAGGUAGUUUCGAAGGAUCAAGAAAUUUAAAAUUAAUCAAUAAUGCUUCUCUCUCUGAAGAAUUCAUUAUUGACUUUGAAAUUUGAAAAAAUUCUAACAAAAAACACCCUCUCUUCCUCUCUCAAAUUGCUCUCUUAAAUUACUUAGAAAUCAUAAAAUCUCUAUCAAUUUAUUUAUUUAUUUAAAAAUAUAUUAAAAGUGAUAAUAAAUUUUACUGCAAAUAAAUUGCAAAAAAAAUAAAUUAUAUAAGUAACAAAUAUAAUUAACCCUACUAAAAUAAAUUGUAACAAACUAUUUAAUAUUUAUUUGUAUUAAAGAAUUUUUACAAAUGUCUUCUUUAAAAAUAUCAAACAAAUCAAUUUUAAUAAAUAAAUAAAUAAAUAAAUAAAUAAAUAAAUAAAUAAAUAAAUAAAUAAAUAAAAUGUUUUCAAAAAUCAUCUCAAAAAAUAAAAAUAAAUAAUAUUUUAAAAUCAAUUAAAAACAUUAGGUAUUAUAGUAGGAUUAAAAUAAAAAAAUUUCAAUUUUUGUUAGAGAAAAAAUUAAGUUUAUUAAUAAAUAAUAGCCUAAAUUUCUUUCUUUUUAACUACUUAUUCAAACAAAUGA
Messenger RNA from Tetrahymena thermophila SB210, 3216 nucleotides. Its product is annotated as PH domain protein. The transcript is spliced from 6 exons. The record is from RefSeq and is a predicted model, not a curated record. Lineage: Eukaryota; Ciliophora; Oligohymenophorea; Hymenostomatida; Tetrahymenidae.